AUGGAUGUGUAUCGGGCUGUGGUGGAAUUGUACGACUAGUUCCAGCGGUUCGUUUUCGCAUCUUCUAUUGAUUCGCGCCAAAGCACGGGCGAGCGGACACGGGACCAGGGCCAUGGCAGGACAGGGUGUGUCCUUUGCUGGUUCUCUGCUGCUGGUCCUCACAUGUCUCUCAUGGACCCUUUCGUCCGCACAAUAUACUGCAAAGACAGCCGUACUGGAUGACGAUGUUGCGCUCACCUGCAACACGUUUUGCCAGGGCCCUAGGACAUGGACGGAUCUCGAUGGAAAUGAGGUGGCCCAUUGUGAGGUGGAUGGCCGUUGCAGAUCCGCUGAUGAAAACAUCAAGAUGUCGAAUGACAGCAAGGACGGGAAACAGUCCCUCGACCUUGUCAUCAGUCCGGUUCACUUCAAUAAUCAGGGAUUCUACCUUGGGACAUGUGACGGACACUAUUGUGAUAAGAAGCUUCAGGUUUUGGCUCCUCAAAGAGUGAUUGUGCACACUGGAGAAAAUAUCACCCUACCAUGUCACGCUAUCACAAAGAAGAACGAAAUGGACCAAAAUAUCUACGGCUUGUGGGAGAAGAAUGGUGAAAUGGGUGUGAAGCUGGAUGGCGGAGUUCUCACACAUGGCGUCAUUCCGAUGGACAGAGGACUGAUCUCCAGGGAUGGCUACAAGAGGGGAGACCUGUCGCUUUCUCUCUCCUUCGUCCGUCCAUCUGAUGCAGGGCUGUACCAGUGCCAUUACUCACCGAGGCGGGACACCGACAACUUUCAAGGGGCUCCAAACUCAGUGGUGCUUGAAGUACUUGUUUCCACCUUUCAAGUCCAAGACGAUGCUCCUGUAACGGUGCCGGUGAUCUCCGACGGGCCAGUCGCCGUGACCUUCAAAGGUCAUGAUGGUGGCCCAGAGGACGAGGUUUGCACUCUGAGCGAGGGACUGCCACAGUGUAACCCUCAGCAUGGUGGCAUGUUCGCUAUGCAAGACGGCAAACUCACUUUCACUCGCGGAAUUUCAACUCGUGGCGAAGUUUACGUCCUGAAGGAUGUGAACAAAGGUUACGUUAUCUACCGCUUCAACGUCACCAGGGCUGCCAAAGAACUGUUGAGUGGAUGA
This is a messenger RNA of Engraulis encrasicolus (European anchovy), 1114 nucleotides long. RefSeq lists its product as uncharacterized. Lineage: Eukaryota; Metazoa; Chordata; Actinopteri; Clupeiformes; Engraulidae. The record is from RefSeq and is a predicted model, not a curated record. The transcript has 6 exons. Bases 5 to 1114 code for a protein of 369 amino acids.